GAUACUUAUUCCUACCCCUUUAAUUGGUUUUCAAUACUGUACUCAAUGUUGUGGAAACAGCCUUACGGGCGCCAUCUCACUACUUUCGUCGUACAUUCGCCCUUGUUUCGUCAGGCAAGACGGUUCUUUGCUAUUCGUUCCACGAGUUUUUUGCUAGAUGGUAGCUCUCCCAACAGUAAAACAAUCACGGCGCCAAGCACUGCUGAUGAAGAGGAUCAUCAAGAAUUAGAGCGAGAACGCAAAUUGCGCGAACGCUUUACUGAGAAAGUUCAACAAAGUUUUCCACAAACACAAGGCCGUAGUGAGGACGGGAAACGGGAAUCAUCCACCAACAUUGCACUUCCAAAUAACUCCACGGAAAGCACUGGCUCUUCCAUCUUCAACUUCUUCUUGGCACUUUUGCUUCUUUACUCAUUAUUGUUAUUAUUUCGCCAUGGAUCUCAGAUGGCCGAUCUGCAACGAAUACCCUGGAGAGAACUCCCCAUAGUCACUGUAGCAUGUUUUUUACUCCUCAAUACUUUAUAUUCAAGUAAAGAUAAGAUGCGUAUUAAAAAUGAGUUUCAGGACGCUUCCCAGAAAAACCCAUAUCUGACGUUUGAUCAGUUUAUUGCGCAGCGCUAUCCAAAUCUUUUUGAAGGGUAUCAUGCUUCUCAAGCGGAGGCCAUUGCGGCUGUCUCGGCGUGUUUAGUUGUUUCGAAGGACCUAAAAUUAGCUAUAACUAUGUUACGUGCAGUUCGAAAUGGAAAGGAUACUCGCGCCUCGGUGGAUGCUCUUCUGGAAGCAUUGCGCAAAGAUUUCCCAAAUGUUUUCUGAUGCACUAUUUAUCGAAAUGAUAGGAAAGGGGAGGAAACGAUUAAAAAAAGCCACAUUCACUGUAAAGAGUUGAAAGAAGAUGAAAAGGUGAAGUCAACAUUUUCCCUAAUAAGCUUUUCACAUACAUGUUUCAACAAAUACAGAGCAAUACAGACAAUCAUACAAAAAAUCAAUCCCCAAAACUACAAUCUAUUCUACUUUCUUUUUGUUUGAUUGUGUUGUGUUGGACCGGAGCUAGCGGUGAAGCAUCUCUCCACUAUAAUGUAGGAAUGAUCUAGCACGUAUUCAAUAGUAUAUGGAUUAGCAUGUCACCCUUGUUUUUCGGUAAAAUAAAGAUCAUUGUCCCGAGUUGUGAAAAAAUUAGAAAUUGAAUUACUUCUCCAUCUACACACACACGAAA
Messenger RNA from Phytomonas sp. Hart1, 1213 nucleotides. The record is from the annotation of a GenBank genome assembly. NCBI's taxonomy places the organism in Eukaryota, Euglenozoa, Kinetoplastea, Trypanosomatida, Trypanosomatidae.